This is a messenger RNA of Angiostrongylus costaricensis, 1221 nucleotides long. The record is from the annotation of a GenBank genome assembly. NCBI's taxonomy places the organism in Eukaryota, Metazoa, Nematoda, Chromadorea, Rhabditida, Metastrongylidae.
AUGUCGACCGGAACACGAGAAGAGCAACGGGCUGAAUUAGAAGCUUUGCGUAGUAUUUAUGAUGAGUCUCACGUGAUGUUCAAUGAUGGAAUUUGUCUAAAUGGAAAAGUGGUGGUCGAAAUGGAGCCGCUCACGAAGCCUCUUACUGUCUACGUUACAACUGAAAAAGUUGAGUUAUUUUAUCAUGUGCUCUCAGGGCGGGAAUCAGUUGUCUUAACGAACUUGCCACCUGUUCUUCUCAUGUUUCACCUACCUCCAGAUUAUCCACUGGUGCGACCUGAACUAGAACUGGAAUGUGAAUGGAUGAAUGAAGAGUUGAUAUCGACGAUAAAAGUCAAACUUGAAGAAGUCUGUAAUGAAAAUCUUGGCAUGGGCGUCCUAUUUUUUUGCUAUGAAGCAAUUGCCGAUGUUGUUAAGAGCAGUUUUUCUGAAUUAACAGAACUUUGCAUUGAUGACACCCCUUAUGGUGUUAGAAAUAACAUGGAACGUAUUGAAUUAUUGCGACGUGUAGAUGAUUCUGGUUCCCGCUCUGCAGAUUGUCAUUUUAAAUCCGUUUGUCAUGAUUGUGAGGUCUGCUUCCAGUGUAAGCCAGGGACGCAGUGUUUGCUGUUUAGACCGUGUCAGCACGUAUUUUGUAAGGAAUGCGUUACUACCUUCUUUUUCGAGAUUCUUAAUAACCAAGAGAUUCGACCUCUCGGUUGCUUAGCCCUGGAAUGCAGUUCUCUGGCUUCCGAGCAGGCUAUUCAAAGUAUUAUUGGGGAGAAAGAAUUCGAGCGAUAUGAACGGAUACUUCUGGAACAAGCACUAGCAGUUAUGGAUGAUGUCGUUCCUUGCCCGCGUAAAAUAUGCCAGAAUCCAGUGUUUAAAGUUAUCGAUACAAUACUGAGUGAGGGAUGGAUUAAUGGCAACAGCAAACCGUGUCCCCGAUGUCGCAUCCGAAUUGAGAAAGCUGGUGGGUGUAAUAAAAUGCAGUGCUCCAAAUGUGAUGCUAUGUUUUGUUGGUUGUGUUACCGCGUACUUGAUAAGGACGACCCAUAUCUUCAUUAUAGGAUGGAGGACAGCGAUUGUGCCAACCGCUUGUUCGAAGGAAUGACUACAUCUGAAGAUGAAGACGAUGAGAACUUCGCGGUUGAUAGGGAGAAUGCCAUUGAAGACGGAAACGAAAGUGAUGACAACGUGGAAAUUCCCUUGAUUCGCAGUGGUAGUGAGGCGUCGAACUGA